Symbiodinium necroappetens is the source of this 1437-nucleotide messenger RNA. Lineage: Eukaryota; Dinophyceae; Suessiales; Symbiodiniaceae. The record is from the annotation of a GenBank genome assembly.
AUGGUUAGGCCUAAGAAGAGGCGAACCGACCUUGUCGUGCCCGCAUCGAUCAAAGUUCAUUGGGACAAGGGCCACUAUGAGAAGAACUCAAUGGCUGAUGUAUUGCUCCACCACAACGGCGAUAAGAACAAAUUCAUCGCCACGGUCGAGACCAUGAUCGAGAAGACCAACAAGGUCGAGUUGGUAAAGGACUGUGGGUGGUAUAGCGAAAGCGAAAUGAAGUCAGAGCUGGGAUGGUCAGCGUCCCGUGUCUCCGGUGCAAUCAAGAAGUGCCAGCAGGAUCCGGCCAACCUGAUCAGGUCCAACGAAUACGACAAUGUCCUGGAAUACUGGAUCGUGGUGCGAGAAACAGGAAAGGAGACCCAGGCGAUCACGCAGCGCGAGACCGAACGUAAAGUUCAAGAGGCAACGGACGCCCCCACCAUCGACGCCCACUCGUUCGACAAGGUGAAGGCCUUCAAGGAGCGAUCCGAUGCACAAACGGCCGUGUACCAGCGCUUCCAAGAAUCCUUGCUGAACAAGUGCACCAAACUGCGAUCGCUCGUGAAAGACUUACGAGACAACUACGGGCCGGAUGCAAAGACGUCUAUCGCUCAGCUUGAAUCCCACAUCGCAAAGUUGGAGAGUGAGUACCGUGGCCUCUCCGAUGAUCUCACGAAAGCCGAAGCCGACUCGAAUGCCAAGAAGUUCUUCGCACGCAGCGCCAAGGACAAGGAGAAGCAGAGCGAUGGGCCGAAGACCGACUUCGAGUCAAGAGAACCACGAUGGAGACGCACGAUGAACACCGAGGACCCGUUCGACCGAAGCCCCCACCUGUUCCGCUUGCCGUUUGAUCCUGAUGAUAAGAUGUCUCUGGUUGGACAAGACCUCUUCCACGGCUGGCACUUGGGGGCCGGCAAAACCUUCAUGGCAUCAGCUCUGGCAUUGUUUUCGGCCGAAUGGCCGGGCCGUUCUCUCGAGGCUAGAUUCGAUGCUAUGGUGGCCAACUUUUUCCAAUGGUGCAAAGACAACCGCCAACAGGCAUACAUUCGGAAGCUCACUCGCGACACAAUAAAUUGGAAGCUCAGCACGGAUUUUCCUACUGGAGGCUGGUCAAAAGGAUCAACAACACUGGUUCUCAUGAGAUGGUUUAUUUCAGCCUGCCGGGAAUGCGCCACAAGCAUUGCAGAGGGCUCGCUGUUGCGGGUGUGCUUCAAUGCUGCGCUGAACAUGAAUCUGUUCCUCUCAAAGCUCUACCGGGAGCAGGUGUGGAUUGAAUCUUCCAGAGCCACAGAAAUCGCUGAUCACGGUUUCAAGUUUCUCCACUACAAUGCAUUGUGUGCCAAGCAAGCAUUUGACGAGAACAAGGCAUUGUUAACGAUUCUACGGACGAUACAGCGCGCUUUGCUAUCGGGGCACGCGCAAUUUGUCCGAGCUGGUUGGCUCCUACCAGACAAG